CAUUGGCUGGUAGGCAUGAGGAAAUGACUGAUCAUUGCCUUCAGGAUCUUGGUGGUCAUUGUUGGCUGCUUGUGAUUCACUUUUUGGUGUGGAAGCUUUGUUGGAAGUUUGGAGAUUAUCCAGUGGAAAGGUGCUCAAAGCAGAUGGACCAACAAUCAAAUUUUCAGGUUUAUGGUUUACUAAUAAAUCUCUUGUCAGUUGGAGAAUUAGGAUUGAGAGCUGAGACUAGCAAUCCACUUGGAGUGAAGGAUGAGCUUGGCUUGCAUCGCAAUCCACUUGGAGUGAAGAAUGAGCUUGGCUUGCAUCGCCCUGCAUUAAAGAUGCCAAGAAGAAUGUCCGGGAAAAACAGAGAAAAAGCCAGUGUGGUGGCAAGUCAUUAUUCGGUAGUGUCGAUAGCAAAUGAUCGAUCGAUUGAUUGAUGCAGCGCUGUGCAUACACUUAUUGGUGCCUAUGGGCCACCACACAGCAACGAUGACAAUCACUGGCACUUCUGUUAGUGAAGAGACAAGGUUGAUGAUUGCAUUACAUGUGCUGAUACAGCAAGAUCAAGAGUAUAUGUUGCGACAAACCGUAGAUCACGCAUGUACUACUUAGAUUAUGCUUACUGAGAAAUAUUUUUCUAACUGUGCUAGUUUGGAAAAUACUUUAGACUAAUAGUGAAAAAACCUCACUUUAGUUCCCUGUAGUGUUGAGUAUCAAUGAAUUUUCCUUGUGAAUGUCAUCAACAGGAGCGU
Molecule: messenger RNA, 734 nt
Organism: Populus euphratica (Euphrates poplar)
Lineage: Eukaryota; Viridiplantae; Streptophyta; Magnoliopsida; Malpighiales; Salicaceae
Product: xyloglucan 6-xylosyltransferase 2-like
Exons: 2
Coding region: 24-419 (131 amino acids)
Source: RefSeq, a predicted model, not a curated record